GGGAAAAAAGACGAAAAAAAAAAAGGAAGGAGCUCUCUUAUAAACAGAUCCUGUUUGGUAGCAAUUCUCAGUUUGUUAUGCAUUUCACGUGGACGUUAGACGCCCAGAAAACUGGGACAUCAUGAAGACGCGUCUUAUUUGCAAAAUGUUUUGGCUUUUGUUAUUGCUGGUUGCUUCAGCGGAAGGGACAUUUUUCGAAUACUCGAGGAAAGCGUUAAUUGACUUUUUUCAAACUUUAAAAGAGAAAAAAGAGGAUCAAAAAUUAUGGAAUGUUCAUCAUUAUCAUGUUCACUAUUAUCCCACUCCUUUGGAGGAAUUAAAUGCAAAACCACUGCACGCACCGGAAAAAAAUCAAUUAAAUGAAUUGCAUAGCGAAUCUUUAAGAUCGAUGGGUUGGUCGGAUCAAGAAUAUCCUCUUCCCGAUCCUAAACUUAUUUUUCCAUCAAAAGCUGAAGAAAAUUGGCUCGAAACAAAUGAAAAUUCACGAAAAAUGUCAUGGUCAUGGGACAACAAUAUAUUUGAAACGAAACCAGUAUCACCACCAUCAGUGGAACAUCAACCAGUUUUGGUACAAGUUCCAAUUCAUCAACAAAUUGUCCUUCAACAACCACCAAUUAAAGAGGAGAAAAAAUUGUCAUUUUUCGCGGCUCUUUUCCAAAAAUUGCGACGAAUAACAAAAGCACUCUUUCAUGUGGAAAAACCUCAUGACGAUUGUGACGAUAGAAAAGACGAUGAUGAAACAAUAACAACCAAUAAACUUAAUGGUUAUAUGGUUUAUAUAAAUUCAAAAGCAAAUCAAAGAGUUUAGUUUCACAAAAAAAAAGGGAAGAAAAAAACAUCUCUUUUUUGCAAAUAUCAACUGUGAUAACUGUUAAGAGUUUAAAAAAAAAAUUAAUUUUUUUAGUGACAAGUGAAUAUAAGGCUUUUUUUUCACAUAAGAAUGAGAUAGUAAAUGUAAAUUUUAUCGACAAUUAGUAAACUUUGACAUAUUUUUAUUUUCUAUUGACAAAAAUUGCAGACUGUUUUAUCAACAGUUGGCAAAUAUGUUUGUCAUUAUACUUUUAUCAACCAUUGAUAAAACGUUUGUACCUUUUUCUUGAUGGAAAAUCAGUGAAUAUUUCCCCUCUUUUUAAUCUACUGUCAAUAAAACAAAUAUCUAUUUUAUCGUCAGUUUGUAAAACAUUUUUUUCAUUUACCAACUAUCGGUAAAAAUGUUUUAACAAUAAACAAAAGAAGACAGUAAAUGAUGUCCAUCUAUACAAAUAAAUUUUGUAUUUUGGAA
This is a messenger RNA of Leptopilina boulardi, 1282 nucleotides long. RefSeq lists its product as uncharacterized. The transcript has 5 exons. NCBI's taxonomy places the organism in Eukaryota, Metazoa, Arthropoda, Insecta, Hymenoptera, Figitidae. Bases 122 to 808 code for a protein of 228 amino acids. The record is from RefSeq and is a predicted model, not a curated record.